This is a messenger RNA of Cebus imitator (Panamanian white-faced capuchin), 3240 nucleotides long. It is a transcript of the gene PLPBP, whose product is annotated as pyridoxal phosphate binding protein. The transcript is spliced from 8 exons. The record is from RefSeq and is a predicted model, not a curated record. Gene Ontology annotation, molecular function: pyridoxal phosphate binding. Gene Ontology annotation, cellular component: intracellular anatomical structure. NCBI's taxonomy places the organism in Eukaryota, Metazoa, Chordata, Mammalia, Primates, Cebidae. The coding region runs from base 701 to 1528 and encodes 275 amino acids.
UUUUCUAUUGAUUGCAUGUUGAAAUCUCACUUUGGAUAUAUUGGGUUAAAUAAAGUAUAUCAUUAAAAUGUUUAAACUUAUGUGCCUAUAAGAAACUUCCAAAAUUACACAGGUGGUUGCGGUAUAUUUCUCUUGGACAGCACUGGUCUGGAGGACGACAAAAAUCAAGAUACGUUUGAAUCACGCCAUGUCUUUAGGGAAAAGAAGAGUUUCCUUUCCUAUUGCUUACGGGCUCCUCACAAGAAUCAGCUGAAAGAGAAAAGCCCUGGCUCCCGCCCCAGUCACUUCUAAUCCUGGUUCCCCGCGCCAAGAAAGCCAGGAACGGGCAAGCCUGGCAAGGCAUUGAAAGGGAACAGGACCCCCCGAGUACAGGAUGCGUUUUUGCCCCACAAAAGUCCCUUGAGGGUGGGGGACGGCAGCUGCUGAGGCUCAGGAAAGAGGGGAGCACACGGGAUGAGGCCCUCAGAGUCAGGCACGCAGGACCUCGACCCCCAGGCUCCUCAUUUCCAGGUUCGCAAGUGACCUCCCCAAGAUGGCCGUCGCCGGGGGGGCGGUUCUCCGCGCGACACGGGUGUUGAUUGGGUGAGACGACUCGAUAGUGAGCAAUGAUUGGUUCACAAGGAGCGAGCUGGGCGGAACCGGAAGAUGGUCUGAACCUGGGGUUGCCGGGGUCUUGGGGCUAGGCGUCUGUCCCCGGGGGAUGUGGAGAGUCGGCAGCAUGUCGGCAGAGCUGGGAGUCGGGUGCGCACUGCGGGCGGUGAACGAGCGCGUGCAGCAGGCGGUGGCGCGGCGGCCGCGGGAUCUCCCAGCCAUCCAGCCCCGGCUAGUGGCGGUCAGCAAAACCAAACCCGUAGACAUGGUGAUCGAGGCCUAUGGUCAUGGGCAGCGCACUUUCGGCGAGAACUAUGUUCAGGAACUGCUAGAAAAAGCAUCAAAUCCUAAAAUUCUGUCUUUGUGUCCUGAGAUCAAGUGGCACUUCAUUGGCCACCUACAGAAACAAAAUGUCAACAAAUUGAUGGCUGUCCCCAAUCUCUUCAUGCUGGAAACAGUGGAUUCUGUGAAGUUGGCAGACAAAGUGAACAGUUCCUGGCAGAAAAAAGGUUCUCCUGAAAGGUUAAAGGUUAUGGUCCAGAUUAACACCAGCGGAGAGGAGAGUAAACAUGGCCUCCCACCUUCAGAAACCGUAGCCAUCGUGGAGCACAUAAACACCAAGUGUCCUAGCCUGGAGUUUGUGGGGCUGAUGACCAUAGGAAGCGUUGGACACGAUCUUAGUCAAGGACCAAAUCCAGACUUCCAGCUGUUAUUGUCCCUCCGGGAGGAGCUGUGUAAAAAGCUAAACAUCCCUGCUGACCAGGUUGAGCUGAGCAUGGGCAUGUCCAUGGAUUUCCAGCACGCGAUUGAAGUAGGAUCUACGAAUGUCCGAAUAGGAAGCACCAUUUUUGGAGAACGGGAUUACUCAAAGAAAGCUACACCGGACAGGUGCGCAGCGGACGUUAAGGCCCCGGCGGAGGUGGCCCAGGAGCACUGAGCCAGGGAAUACUGAGAACACUAACUAUGCACCAACCUAGAUUUUCAGUUUGAUAUUCCCUGUGUCCCAGCACAGUCCUGCUCUCCUGUGACCUGCGGAGAGCACUAAUGAUCACGUGUGUUCAUGGAAACCAUCUGUGCUUAGUCCUUGACAUAGGAAGCUCGCUUCAAGCAGCGGCUUUGGAUUCAAUUUGAGAAAUUCAAACGUUUCUGCAGAACAGAUACCAAAUCAAUAGCCAGGAAUCACUUUCAAUAUUGAAUUCUGCCCAGGAGCAGGAACUGGUCCAUGAAUGCCUUUUCCAGGUUAAAAUUUGGUCACUGAUGCCUACAAUAGUAGAAGUCAGAGGGAUUCCACUCUUUCAUCCCAUUUUCAUAGGAAAUUCCUUAUGGUUAACAACUCCCUGCAAACUCCUACUACAUCGUCUAAAUUUCUGUUCUGUGAGAAGGUGAUUUCUGCCCCCAGAUUAUUCCCUAGCCAGUAGAUAUGGGAAGAUAUUCUCGACCCCAGAUUAUUCCCUAGCCAGUAGAUAUGGGAAGAUAUUCUCGACUCUGGAAUAGCAGUAUAGGUAACUUCAGGAAAUGGCUCGGGCCAAUUCUCCAAACACAAAUUGUUGCUGGCCAGGCAUGGUGACUCAUGCCUGUAAUCUCAGCAGUUUAAGAGGCGGAGGCAGAAGGAUCACCUGAGCCUAGGAGUUCAAGACCAGCCUGGGCAACAUCAGGAGACCCUGUCUCUACAAAAAAUUUAAAAAUUAACGGGGCAUGGUGGCUGAGGUGGAAGAAUCACUUGAGCCCAGGAGUUUAAGGCUGCAGUGAGCUGUGAUUGCACCACUGUAUUCUAGCCUGGAUGACAGAACCCGCCUCAAAAACAGAAGAAAAGAAAAAUCUCCCAGUAAUCCAUCAAGGCUUUGAUCUCUUGGGGAGUUCUUCAUAGAUUCUGCCACAUUUCUUAAAGCAACCUUUUAAUAUGCAGAUAAUACCUCCCACCUUUUUUAGAGACAGCCUGUCUCUUUAAAAAAAAAUUAAUUUGGUAAUGAGAGCUUGUGUCACUGCCACUCUGUGGUAUUCUUGAAAUUAAGGGGUAACAUAAGCAGGACUUAGGCAUUUCUGACAUCAUCCUGAAGAGACUGGACUUCAAAUUUUUCCUCUGGGACCUACAGUGAUGAGAAUUUAAUGUUAUCUCUACUAUAAUCCUCCUUAGGAUGAUUUUUGUAAAUCAAAGACCAGUGAAUCUUAUUACUCCUAAGAAAUGAAAGAUUCCUUCAAAGCCUGCUCAGGCACAUGGUUUCAACAAAGCCUGCCUUUGACGUUCCUUAUCCUGAGGAGCACUUUCCAAGCAAGGUUACAGCUUCCCCACUGUAUUACAAGCCAGAAUUGUGCAACUCGUCUGGAUCAUUAAUAAAGUAGCAAGAUCUUCAGAAAGUUCCCAAACACCAUUCUCCAGUAGUCACAGCAGAUGGCUUCAGGAUGGCUUGUUUUUUAUGUUCUAGACGGCUUUUUCUCUUACUUCGUCAAGCCUGUCUUUGAUUUUACAAGUAACUUUCAAAACAUGAUGCUGCUGCUGAAUGUACUUUUGUAAACUUAAACAUUAUGAUUUCUGUACUGUUUCAAUGAGAGCUACAGUGUGAUAUUUCAGAGUCUAUUAAAUAAAAAUGUGAGUUUGAAUUAUACCAUCUGUGCCAAUUACAAAGCAAUUAAAAGAUUUAUUUUUUAUGA